UUGAAAGUGCAAAUUUACGCAUACCACGAAGUGGCAACGUUCCUAAUCGAUUAAUAUCUUGACGUAUGUCAGCGCUUUCACGAACAAUUAAAAUGUAACAAAAAUAUUAUUGUUCCAGGCCGUACUUAGUUCUGAUCUUAGUUUCCUUUUCUUAUUGUAAUAUUCAGUUAAGAGUAUGAAAGACACUUGAAUGUCUUCUUGAGUACCUGACCUAUCAGUUUGAUCAAUUGGUCGAAGUACUAAAAAAGACAAAAAAUUCAUGGGUAAAGAAAUACAAUGGCCACAACUGAUCAAUAAAUGUUCAGCAUCUGUUAAUAUCAGGGACAUAUUUAAAAAGUAUCAGAUCAUUGAAGUUCGCAUUGUUAAUUGCUCCUUAUUCUUGUGCACUUUUUAUUUCAUCAGCUCCCUACAGUACUUACUUGAGAAAUAUCUACGUCCCUGUCCUCUUUAAUUAUCGUCGUGCAAAUUUGAUUCUUUUUUGUGUCCUGACUCACUCAACAAACUAUGCAUUAGGUUUCUAAUAUACAAAAUUCUUUGACAGAACGCAAUAGGACUACGACACAUUGUUUUUACUCUCGAUAAACUGAAUGUUGGCUCGAAAUUGUUUAUGAUUAAUAUGUUUUAAGCUAGAGUGUCAGCAAGACUGCUUGAUUUUAGUGUCUUGCUUUCAUUUUUUAGUUCUUUUCGUUUUUCUUUUUACGUACGAUACCUCUUACCAGAUUGGCGAGCGAUAUCUUUAUUAAAGUAAAUUAGUUUAUUUCGUAAUUUUGUGAGUGAAGAGUUGUGUGUCGUCCUUCGCGUUUCAUAUCAGCUCCGUCGUGUUUCAUAUUCUGCUGAAACGUGCAUUUUUUACGGAGUCAGAUUGUCGCUGUGAAGAUAUCGUUUAAUUAAGGCAUACUUAAUGACGUGGUAAAUUAAACAAACUAAUAAAAGUUUACGUAAUUAUUCAGGAGGAGGUGUAUAAAUAAUGAACUUGAAAUAUGUUGUCGAGAUCAGGAUUCUGACACCGUCACUCGGUUUCAGCUUCCAAAAGUUAUUCAGAAUGAUGAUGGCCUUGACAACAUACAUAUUUCAAGUACAUUGAAAUCGAUGAAGUUCCUGGAUAAUUAUCGAAAAUUUACAUUCGAAACUAUAGAUAUUAUAAACACAAAUGGCGUUGCAAAAUAUUAUUAUACAAAGUGGACGUUACUAUAAAAUGUUUUCGAAUCCGGAAAUUCAUGGGAAAAGUGAUAAAACUAUUUGAUAUUUCGUUUAGGCAUGCGAAUUAAAUACAAAGAUAAAAAUGAAACUUUUACGGAAGACCAGCUCGUAAGCAAGGAACCCAUUGGACAGUUCAAAGCAUGGUUCGAUGAUGCUUGUAAUACACCACAAAUUUUUGAAGCUAAUGCGAUGAUGCUCGCUACAGCUACUAAACAUGGAAUCCCAUCUGUGCGUGCAGUAUUACUUAAAGGCUAUAGUACAGAAGGUUUCAAAUUUUAUACCAAUUAUGAAAGCAGGAAAGGCCGAGAGCUAGCUGAAAAUCCAAAUGCAGCGGCAACUUUCUACUGGGAACCACUAAGGCGAAGCGUGCGUAUAGAGGGCAAGGUGCAAAAAACUUCUCCGGAAGAUUCGGAUCGUUACUUUCAAAGCCGGCCGUAUUCUAAUCAAAUAGGAUCAAUAACUAGUAGACAGAGCAGCAUGAUUGCGAGUAGGCAGACACUCAUCGUAAAGGAGAGAGAAUUAAUAGCUCAAUGUCCGGAAGGCAAAGUUAAAAGACCCGACUGGUGGGGAGGAUACAUCAUCAUUCCACAUUCCAUAGAAUUUUGGCAAGGACAAAGCGAUCGCUUACAUGAUAGAAUUCGUUUUAGACGGCUUAAAUCGAACGAAAAGAUCGAUAAUGUACUCGUUCAUCAGGGAGUUAAUGGAUGGGUUUACGAAAGACUAUCUCCAUAAUCGUGACGAAACAUUUUAUGUUAAAAUAUAAAUAAUACAACAUUUGUUUAAUAGGUGGCUGAGAAAUUGCGAUUCUGGUUAAGGUUGUUGCUUUCUUGUAAUUUUUAGAAUUUCUCUUUGCACGCCUAAAAUUAUAUAUAUGUAUAUAUAAGAUUCAUGCUUGUUGAUAAAAUUGUAAUAUAUUGUACUUUUAUAGUGGAUGACGAAAGUAUUUGGACAUUUAUCAUAAGAUAUUUUUAUUAAUAUAACUAUCAUAUGUAUUGUACAGUAUUUUCCCAAAAUUUUACUGUUGUGUAUUAUAAUAAUAUGAAGGAAUUGAUAAACUUUGUAUUAUUUACAUAUAAGAAUGUGCAUAGAAGUUGUAAUAUUGCAAAUAUGUAGACGAUGCACAUAAAUAUGUAAUUAUUCUUACAAUACUGUAAUAAUGUCAAAUACAUAAUUAUACGAAUAUACUUACGAUAUACUAUACUGACAAUAAACCAUGUGUCAUUUGUACGCGUGAUUAGAUUCUCUCUUUUAUACUAAAUGUUCAAAAACUUUCAUAAAUUACUGUACAUAUUUAUGCAUAUACAUAAUGUGCAAGUAAAGUAAUUAGUUACCCUCUUUACUUCUCCAUGCUAUUUCGAUAUUAAAGAUAUCAUCUUCCUCUAUGAGAUUCUGAAAUUGCCUCAUUCCUCCUCCAACACCGAAAUAAUAAGUUUUAGCGGCAAUAAAUCUAAGAACAUUA
Ceratina calcarata is the source of this 2659-nucleotide messenger RNA. RefSeq names its product pyridoxine-5'-phosphate oxidase-like. Gene Ontology annotation, biological process: pyridoxal 5'-phosphate biosynthetic process; pyridoxine biosynthetic process. The record is from RefSeq and is a predicted model, not a curated record. Gene Ontology annotation, molecular function: FMN binding; pyridoxamine phosphate oxidase activity. Bases 1258 to 1932 code for a protein of 224 amino acids. The transcript has 5 exons. Lineage: Eukaryota; Metazoa; Arthropoda; Insecta; Hymenoptera; Apidae.